Molecule: messenger RNA, 270 nt
Organism: Bursaphelenchus xylophilus (pine wood nematode)
Lineage: Eukaryota; Metazoa; Nematoda; Chromadorea; Rhabditida; Aphelenchoididae
Source: the annotation of a GenBank genome assembly
AUGUCGUCGUUCUUAAAAUGGUUUGGUUGGGGAACGACAGAGAGGGAAGUUCCUAAACAGCAACAGAAGCUCAAGCCUUGUUGCGCUUGUCCAGAAACCAAACGAGUGAGUUUACGUUACUUUGGGGGGUUGGAUAGGAUUGCCAGCCUGCACCAAAUAAUGUUAAUUUAGGUACGUGAUGAAUGUAUUGUUAUCAAUGGCGAAGAAAACUGCGGAGAAUUCAUAGAAGCUCAUAAAGCAUGCAUGCGAAGUCAUGGUUUCGAAGUUUAA